AUGAAUCAAUCAACAAAUGUCGAAGUACGUGGAAUCUAUCAUGAUAAUAUAUGUGGUAUAGGUCAAGAAGAAAUAUAUAAUCUUGAUUUAUGGAUGUUUCUAAUGAAUAAUAAAAUAGAAGAACCAGUAUUUACAUUUGAAAGUAUUGUUAUUCAACAAGUUCAAGGUGUACAGUCUGGUCGAUGGUCAAUGGAAAAAACAAUUUAUGACAAAUUAAAUCUAACAACUGAUUUACCUAAUACUGAUCAUAAAACAUAUUUAAAUACAAUUAUAUAUCACAUUUAUUUCCAUCAUCAACAAAUUAUUCUUAAUAAUCAACUUAAUUCUAUUAGUAAUCAAGAUUUAAUUGAAUCAAUAGAACCAUUUAAUGAAUUAGCUGCUUAUUAUGCUCAAAUAGCAAUUAAAGAUCUUGAUUUAAAUCAACAACAUCAUCCAUUAUUAAAUGCAUUGGAGAAAAAAAAUGGUUUAGAUAUAUUUCUUGGUGAUGAUGAAAUUGAACAAAUUUUUCAUUCUAUUUGUCAAUAUUUACAAUUACAAUAUGAACAACAACAAACUAAAGAUAAUUCAUUUCAGAAUUAUCGAUUACGUAUAUUUUGGUUAACUGAUAGUGAUUGUUCAGAUGUUUUAUCUAUUCUUGAUCUUCCUCUUAAUUUAUCACAACAAACAGGUUUAUUAAUUGAUUUACAUUGUGCAGAUUCUGAUCCAAUACAACUUGCAAAUGCUCAACAAACAUUUAAUACACAUAUAACUAAUCAAACAAAAAAUUUCUCUAUUAUUUACGAUGAAACAAUUGAUUUAUAUGAUAGUAAAACACUGGAAAAAAUCCCAUUCGAAUCAUUUGAUAUUACAUUAUCUGCAAAUCAACUUCUAGGAAAUCAAGAUUUGACAAAAAAGAAUUCUUUAAUUUCUCUUCGUCGUUUACUUGUUCCUAAUGGUCUUCUUUUAUUACUUGAAUUAGUUCAUAUUCCUCUUUAUUUUGAUCUUAUUUUUAGUUGUUCUUAUCAAUGGUGGUCAUCAUCUGAUGAUAAUAAUCGUGCAUUAAAUAAUAUUCAACAAUGGACAACAUUAUUAGAACAAAUCGAAGGAUUUAAUAUUAUUGAAUCAACAAUAAAUGAAAAUGAACCAUUUAAACAAAAUGAAGAACUUAUAUAUGGAACAUUAUCACGUAUUCUUACAACAAUUCAAAAAUCAUCUCCACAUUUUUAUCCAUUUGUAUAUGUUCUUACAGAUCAUGCUCAAUUUAAUAAUGCUUCGAAUCUUAAUAUAAUUGCAUCACCAUUUAUUGGUCUUGCACGAAGUUUAAUAACUGAAUAUGAACGAAUCGAUUAA
Messenger RNA from Adineta steineri, 1329 nucleotides. The record is from the annotation of a GenBank genome assembly. NCBI's taxonomy places the organism in Eukaryota, Metazoa, Rotifera, Eurotatoria, Adinetida, Adinetidae.